CGUGAGCUCAAGGGCACUCUGUCGUGCACAUUGUACUUUGGCGUCAAGUUUUACGCGGCAGAUCCCUGCAAACUGUUGGAGGAGAUCACUAGGUAUCAGUUUUACCUGCAAGUAAAGCAAGACAUCCUGCAGGGUCGUCUCCCCAUCAGUUUUGACCUGGCAGCGGAGCUUGGAGCGUUCGUCGUACAAUCCGAGCUCGGGGACUACGACCCGCGGCGCCACUCCCCGGGCUACGUGUCCGAGCUCCGCUUCGUCUCCAACCAGUCUGUCGAGCUAGAGAGCAGGAUCGCCGACUUGCACAAGGGACUGGUCGGUCAGCUACCAGCGGACGCGGAGCUGUCCUACCUGGACCGAGUCAAGUGGCUUGACAUGUAUGGCGUGGAUCUGCAUCCCGUUCUGGGGGAGGAUAACGUGGAGUACUUCCUGGGGCUGACGCCUAGUGGAAUCAUUGUCCUGAGGAACAAGAACAAAGUGGGCAACUAUUACUGGCCACGCAUUACCAAAAUCUACUUCAAGGGCCGCUACUUUAUGCUCCGAGUCUGUGAUAAAAAUAACGAGGAGAGCACGUACGGGUUCGAGACGCCCUCCCGAACGGCCUGCAAACAGCUAUGGAAGUGCUGCGUGGAGCACCACGCUUUCUUCCGGCUAGUCCGAGUCUCCCCCGCGCCCAACGACAUUUUCAGGCUGAGCUCCCGAUUUCGGUACAGCGGCCGCACGGAGAAGCAGGCGCGUGGCGACGUGGAGGCCGGACGGAGGGCGCCCCCGGCCUUCGAGCGCUCGCCGAGCCGGCGGCAGCAGCGGCGGGUGGUGGAGGGUGCGAGCGGCGCGAGCCUCGGCGCGAGCGCGGCCUCUGCGCACACGCCGAGCAUGGAUGAGAUGGAGAACCGCGAGAACAUAGCGCCGCAGGAGAAGAACGCGGCCCUCGCGCUAACCAGCCCUACGGCCGUUGUGACGGCGCCAGUCGCGUGAGUAAAAGAGAGUACUGAUAUCCGCUAGAUAGCCGCCUACAGAUAGGCAAAAAAAAUUACCUCCGCAUUG
Molecule: messenger RNA, 1038 nt
Organism: Frankliniella occidentalis (western flower thrips)
Lineage: Eukaryota; Metazoa; Arthropoda; Insecta; Thysanoptera; Thripidae
Product: band 4.1-like protein 4
Exons: 8
Coding region: 370-969 (199 amino acids)
Cellular component (GO): cytoskeleton
Source: RefSeq, a predicted model, not a curated record